AUUCCGAUUCCGACAAAGAAUGGUCGGGACGUAGCAACUAUUGUGGGAGAAGUAUAUUUAGCUCUGUAUAGUAAACAACAUGGCCUGUGUUUUACUUUUGCGAGCAGCGUGCACGCAUAGAUUAAGACUGGUAUCACAGUUUAAGGUGCAGUUUCGAUUAGGUGACUCGAGACUGUUUGGAAUCUGCAGUUCUGUCUCACUGAGGCCCGGGACAGUCAGUUCUUUGCAACAAAAGCUGGAUUCACUUCACUCUUUUAGAUCGGUUUCCAGUCGGUGCAUUUUUACACAGACCAGUCUGAGAACAAAUAAUACCGUUCCAGAGAGGAAGCAAAACAACACAGUAUCCUUAAGAAGGAGCUCGCCGCCCGCGUCUACAGCCCAGAAAGUGAAAGAAGCUGGAAAAGACCUUACCUAUCUUCUCGUCGUGUUGGUUGGGAUUGGCAUAACAGGAGGAUUGUUCUAUGUGAUAUUUAAAGAGCUAUUCUCCUCCUCAAGUCCAAGUAAAAUAUAUGGAGAUUCUCUGAAGAAGUGUCGAGCCCAUCCAGAGAUAAUUGCAGUGCUGGGAGAGCCUAUAAAAGGUUAUGGAGAGACAACUCGGCGGGGUAGAAGGCGUCAUGUCAGUCACAUAGAGUAUGUGAAGCAUGGUGUGAAGCAUAUGCAACUCAAAUUUUACAUUGAAGGCUCUGAGCCUAUAAAAGGAACAGUGCACUUGGAUGCAAAGGAGAACCCAGAAAGUGGAAAGUAUGACUUUCGUUACAUAUUUGUGGACUUUGACACCUAUCCCAAAAGAACCAUUAUUGUUGAAGACAACCGCUGAACGUCAUGAAUGUGUAUUUUUUGAUAUGCUGGGAGAAAGCCGGAGAUCCUUUCAUGCUUUAAUAAAUUAAAGAAAGCCUGUGAAUAAGAAAUAAUUUGGAUAAUUAAUCUUUUCUCAGAGACUGUCAAUGCAAUUUAUUUGUGAGAAGGUCAGAUUCAGAAUCUGAAACAUAAUUACUGUAAACGUUUGGUAUAUAGACAGUCUGUUAAUUAAUGUAUUCUUUUUAUUUUAAGGGACCAAUUGUUGGCCCUUUUGAGCAAAGCAAAUCGAAUCAUGUAUGUAAAAUGAAGUAACUUUAUAAAUAAAGUAUUUUGUGACUG
Messenger RNA from Mobula hypostoma (lesser devil ray), 1137 nucleotides. It is a transcript of the gene timm21, whose product is annotated as translocase of inner mitochondrial membrane 21. Lineage: Eukaryota; Metazoa; Chordata; Chondrichthyes; Myliobatiformes; Myliobatidae. Gene Ontology annotation, cellular component: TIM23 mitochondrial import inner membrane translocase complex. The record is from RefSeq and is a predicted model, not a curated record. The coding region runs from base 80 to 817 and encodes 245 amino acids. The transcript has 6 exons. Gene Ontology annotation, biological process: protein import into mitochondrial matrix.